AUGGAUAUUCAAAUCAAUGAAUCAGAGCUGAUGCGAAAAUCAUCAGAAAUUCAUUUAAUUGAGCUAUUUGAAGAGCCGCCAGCCGAAAUAAUCCCAAACGAAGAAGUCAAAGAUGACAUAGAAUCCCAGUUGCCAGCGUUUGCGAACCCAGAGCCAAGCACCUAUCACCUUAAUUUUAAAACGGGCACAGGACUCCCUAUGAUGCAAAGGCUUCACGAGUUCAUCGAAGACAUGGAGCCAUACGAGCCCAUUUCUGUUGCUAAGGACGGGAUCCUAGAAGAAAAUAUAAGGCGCGACGCAGAAAGAAUGAGCCAUCAAGAAAAUUUAAUGAACCGAGUUGUAUACGACAGCAUCGACCCCAGCCCACAAGUCCAUGAAGCAGAGUUCCCUAAUCAGUUGCCUAGUUUUUAUGUGCCUUCAUCAAAAGAUGAUUACACCCUUGUAUUUGAGUCCAGGUUUGAGUCUGGAAACCUGAGAAGAGCUGUCCAAGUAUAUGAGUUCGAGUAUGAUUUAAUCCUUAAGCCAGACCAUAACACAAGAGGAAAUACCCAAUGGUAUUUCUUUUCUGUAGAAAACACAAGGUCAGAUAAAACUUAUAAGUUCAAUAUCAUCAAUAUGAUGAAGCCAGACUCUUUAUAUAACUUUGGAAUGAAGCCUUUAAUGUAUUCUGUAAAUGAUGCAAAUAGGCAUAGAAGAGGCUGGGUCAGAUGUGGGCAGGAUAUUUGUUAUUUUCAAAAUAAUAUGAGGAGAAAAGCAGGGGGUUAUUAUUAUUCACUUACAUUUGCAGUGAAUUUUACAUAUGAUUUUGAUACGGUUUAUUUUGCACACUGCUAUCCUUAUACUUAUACAGAUCUGUGUAAUUAUAUUACGGCUAUAACAACUGAUCCUAAAAAGAAAAAUAGGGUCAGAAGAAGUGUUCUAUGUGAAUCAGAAGCAGGGAAUGACUGUGAAAUAUUGACUAUUACCACUUUUAACGAUCCAGAAGCUAUGAAAGGAAGAAAAGCAGUAUUUUUAACCUCAAGGGUGCACCCAGGAGAAACAAAUUCGUCAUGGAUUAUGAAAGGGAUUAUUGACUAUUUGGUCGGUCCUACUCUUGAUGCGAAAAUCCUCAGAGAUAACUUUGUGUUUAAAGUUAUCCCUAUGCUAAAUCCAGACGGAGUUGUCAAUGGAUCAUAUAGAUGUGGGCUUUCUGGAGUUGAUUUAAAUAGGUGCUGAAUUGAGCCGAACCGAAAGUUCAACCCAACAAUUUAUCAUGCGAAAAAUUUGGUAAAAAAAACACUUGAAGAAUAUGAUAUUGUUUUGUCAGUUGAUUUCCAUGGGCAUUCACGUAAAAAAAACAUUUUCAUGUAUGGAUGCGCAGGCCGCACAAAGCUUAAAGAAAGAAUUUUCCCCAGGCUAUUAGAAAGGGUUUCUGAUAUUUUUAGCUUUAAAGACUGUGUAUUUGGUAUUCAAAAAUCUAAGGAGGCUACGGCUAGAAUUGUGUUGUAUAAAGAAUUUUCUAUUAUAAACAGCUAUACGCUUGAAUCCUCUUUUUGUGGGUCAGAUUUUGGGAAGCAUGCAGAUUUUCAUUUUAGCACUGAACAUUUUCAAGAGAUAGGGCAUAAUUUUUGUGAUGCGAUAUUAGAUUUCUGUGACCCAGAUAGAGGGAAAGUCAAAAUGAUUUUAGAAGAGCUAGAAAUAUUAUAUCCAAGAGAGCUUGAAGAAAAUGAUGAUGAUGCAGUUGAUUCUGAUUAUUCAGGUGAUGAAAAUCCUAACUCCCCCUCUCUGUGAGCGAACAAAACCAUUGAAAAAAUCCCUAUUUUUGGACAAAAUACUCAGCGAGGGAACAAAAAUUUUUAAUGAAAAAAAAAUUGAUAUAAAAAUGAUAAUUAGUAUAAUGAAUUCUCUAGCUAGCUCUGUUUAAUUUUAAACAAAGUACAUUUUAAGACAUAAAUUUUACAAAUUAAAUAAAUAUUUGCUUUCCAAUUUUUGAGAAUUGGGAUUUUUUAAAAUUUCGAAAAAACAAUUUUACUAUAAAAUUCAUAUAUAAAAAUUCGUAAGCGAACAAAAUUUUCACGGAUGAGGGAGUAAGAAGAAAAGGAAGAAGAAAAUUUUAAACAGAAAGAAAAUUCAGUCUGAUAAGAGAAAGAAAAUAAUGUUAUAG
Messenger RNA from Blepharisma stoltei, 2143 nucleotides. The record is from the annotation of a GenBank genome assembly. NCBI's taxonomy places the organism in Eukaryota, Ciliophora, Heterotrichea, Heterotrichida, Blepharismidae.